GCCCGGGGGAGGAGGCGCCGUGGCCCCCAGUCUGAGGCCGGAGGCGGCUGCUCGCAGAAGCCCGCCGCGCACCCCGUACUCUCCGGCCAGCGGAAGAAAUGUUGCUGAAGUGCUGCUGAAAGGGCCAGAGAUGCAAGGAUUUGGGACACAUUUUGAACCUUUAAGCUGUCUGACAUUGACCUCCUUUCAUUAUUAAUAAAGAAGAAGCAGGAGCUUAGGAUGUAUUAACACCACCUCAUUAAUAUACUAACCGGACAGUGUUCUGCAAACAAUUCUGCAUUGUAAAGAACUGGAGUGACCCAAAAUAAAAUUAAUAUUUUACUCACCUUAUAAUAUGACUCCAUGGAGGAAAAUUUGAUAAGCAUGAGGGAAGACCAUUCUUUUCAUGUUCGUUACAGAAUGGAAGCUUCUUGCCUAGAGCUGGCCUUGGAAGGGGAGCGUCUGUGUAAAUCAGGAGACUGCCGUGCCGGUGUGUCCUUUUUUGAAGCUGCAGUUCAAGUUGGAACUGAAGACCUUAAAACACUUAGCGCUAUUUACAGCCAGCUAGGCAAUGCUUAUUUCUAUUUGCAUGAUUAUGCCAAAGCAUUAGAAUACCACCACCAUGAUUUAACCCUUGCAAGGACUAUUGGAGACCAGUUGGGGGAAGCCAAAGCUAGUGGGAAUCUGGGAAACACCUUAAAAGUUCUUGGGAAUUUUGAUGAAGCUAUAGUUUGCUGUCAGCGACAUCUAGAUAUUUCCAGAGGGCUUAAUGACAAGGUAGGAGAAGCAAGAGCACUUUACAAUCUUGGAAAUGUGUAUCAUGCCAAAGGGAAAAGUUUUGGCUACCCUGGUCCCCAAGAUGUAGGAGAAUUUCCAGAAGAAGUGAGAAAUGCUCUUCAGGCAGCAGUGGAUUUUUAUGAAGAGAACCUAUCAUUAGUAACAGCUUUGGGUGACCGAGCAGCGCAGGGGCGAGCCUUUGGAAAUCUUGGCAACACACAUUACCUCCUUGGCAACUUCAGGGAUGCAGUCAUAGCUCAUGAGCAGCGUCUGCUUAUUGCAAAAGAAUUUGGAGAUAAGGCUGCUGAAAGAAGAGCAUACAGCAACCUUGGAAAUGCAUAUAUAUUUCUUGGUGAAUUUGAAACUGCUUCUGAAUACUACAAAAAGACACUACUAUUGGCUCGACAGCUUAAAGACAGAGCUGUGGAAGCACAGUCUUGUUACAGCCUUGGAAACACAUAUACCUUACUCCAGGACUAUGAGAAGGCCAUUGAUUAUCAUCUGAAGCACUUAGCAAUUGCUCAAGAGCUAAAAGAUAGAAUUGGUGAAGGAAGAGCAUGUUGGAGCUUAGGAAAUGCAUACACAGCUCUAGGAAAUCAUGACCAAGCGAUGCACUUUGCUGAAAAGCACUUGGAAAUUUCCAGAGAGGUUGGUGAUAAGAGUGGUGAGCUAACUGCUCGGCUGAAUCUCUCGGAUCUUCAGAUGGUUCUUGGCCUGAGCUACAGUACAAAUAAUUCUAUAAUAUCUGAAAAUAUUGAGGUUGAUAACAGCUUACAUGGUGCUCGCCCCAAGCUGGGACGGCGACACAGCAUGGAAAAUAUGGAACUUAUGAAAUUAACCCCAGAAAAGGUACAGAACUGGAACAGCGAGAUUCUUGCUAAACAAAAACCUCUUAUUGCCAAACCUUCUGCAAAGCUACUCUUUGUCAACAGACUGAAGGGGAAAAAGUACAAAACCAGUUCAUCCACUAAAGUUCUCCAAGAUUCCAGUAAUUCUGUUGACCAUCGAAUUCUGAAUUCUCAAAGGAAAAUCAGUGCAGACACUAUUGGGGAUGAAGGAUUCUUUGACCUGUUAAGCAGAUUUCAGAGCAAUCGGAUGGAUGAUCAGAGGUGCUACUUACAGGAAAAUAACUGCCAUCCAGUUUCAACCACAGCUUCUUCCACAACCCCCAAAAUGCUGAAAAUGCCAUCUGUUUCUGUGGUGUCUCCCAACACGGAUGACUUUUUGGAUCUUCUCGCCAGCUCACAGAGCCGCCGUCUAGACGAUCAGAGGGCCAGUUUCAGUAACUUGCCAGGGCUUCGUCUGACAAAAAACAACAAUCAGUCAGUGCUGGACCACCUGGUUACUAAUGACAACAAAGAGCCUGAUGAAGACUUUUUUGACAUCCUUAUAAAGUGUCAAGGCUCCAGAUUAGACGAUCAAAGAUGUGCACCACCACCUGCUGCCACGAAGGGUCCAACGGUACCAGAUGAAGACUUUUUUAGUCUCAUUUUACGCUCUCAGGCAAAAAGAAUGGAUGAACAAAGAGUUCUUCUACAGAGAGAUCAAAAUGGGGACACUGAAUUUGGGCUAAAGGGCCUUUUUCAAAGUAAUGCUUUGUUGGAAUUUAAAAAUGCAGGGAAAUAAACAGCAUGCUAGAUGCUGUGUAUAUUUUUAAAGAGAAGACCUUUUUCCUUUCAGAACACUGCAGGGAAAUUCAACCUACUUUUUCCUAGAGGAGAAUAUAUAGCACUGUAAUAGAGCUUACCAUGUAUUUAGAAUGUAAAUACCUAGCUUUCAGUGAUGUAGUAUGAGGCGCCUACAGCCUCUGCACAGCGUCUCAGGGUGGAGGUGUCCUGAAAGGUGCUAUGUCGACUUCCAACACUACUGCUUAAGACUGCUCUUCAACACACUGUCAGCUUCUUCACCAGUGUUGGCAAAAUGGGAAUUUAACCCUAGCCUAGAAUUUAACCCUCUUGCUGAGGUAGUUUUUGUAAAUUCCUAUUGAAAUGGCAUUUUAAAAACUUAACCAUGAAUAUUAUUACAGUUGGAACUUACAAUGUAGUAAAAAUAAUGUACUUGUCCAAUGUAAAAAAAAGUUCUAGAUGUUUUUCUCAAAGAAAAUCUAUUUUCAAUAUAUUUUUAGGCCAAAGCCAGUAUAAAAUAAACUGUUAAGAAAUAAAUUUCUUUUAGCAUAUUUUUGGCCAUUAGUGUCUUCUGUUACAUAAUUGCC
Messenger RNA from Dipodomys ordii (Ord's kangaroo rat), 2968 nucleotides. It is a transcript of the gene Gpsm2, whose product is annotated as G-protein signaling modulator 2. Bases 343 to 2382 code for a protein of 679 amino acids. The transcript has 15 exons. The record is from RefSeq and is a predicted model, not a curated record. Gene Ontology annotation, molecular function: GTPase regulator activity; protein binding. NCBI's taxonomy places the organism in Eukaryota, Metazoa, Chordata, Mammalia, Rodentia, Heteromyidae.